Molecule: messenger RNA, 3484 nt
Organism: Maniola jurtina (meadow brown)
Lineage: Eukaryota; Metazoa; Arthropoda; Insecta; Lepidoptera; Nymphalidae
Gene: Osbp
Product: oxysterol-binding protein 1
Exons: 14
Coding region: 154-2484 (776 amino acids)
Cellular component (GO): cytosol; membrane; intracellular membrane-bounded organelle
Molecular function (GO): sterol binding
Source: RefSeq, a predicted model, not a curated record
GCGACCGAACGUGGCCCGGCCAAAGAUGAAAAAGAGUUUAAUGUUCCUUGGUGUAUGUACUAUGUAAUCAUAAUCACUAAUCACUACGUUGGCUCGGCCUUGUCGGUGUGAUAUGUUUUUUCCAUCUUCGUAAACUAAAUUUUUUAAGUAAAAAUGUCCGACGCAAUUGUGCCCAAGGGUCAACCUGCUCCCGGAGAACCCGAAAAAAAGGGGUGGUUGUUCAAGUGGACGAAUUAUCUUAAAGGAUAUCAGCGAAGAUGGUUCGUGUUGUCAAAUGGAUUAUUAUCAUAUUACAGGAACCAAGCAGAGAUGUCUCAUACGUGUCGUGGCACUAUAUCACUGCUCGGUGCUUUGAUUCACACAGCAGACUCUUGCACAUUUGUCAUCAGCAAUGGUGGCACACAGACUUUCCACAUCCGCGCCCAUGAUGAGGUGGAGCGACAGAGCUGGGUCACAGCACUCGAACUAGCAAAGGCCAAAGCCAUUCGGGCGCAGGAGUCAGAUGAUGAUGAAGACCAGAUGUCCACAGGACCCACAAAUGUGGGAGGGACAGAUGGUGAGACAGAAGAUGCAGGUGGGAUAGCCCGAGAGUUGGCAGCUCGGUUUCACGACUUGCGAACUUGCUCCGAGCUGGUCGCGCGACAUGGGGCAGCACUGCAGCGCUCUCUUGUGGACUUAGAGAUACCUCCCACCGAUACUACAAAACAAGUCUCUGAACGUGCUACUCUCUUUAGGAUAUCUUGUAAUGCAAUGAUGAAUGCUUGCUCAGAGUUUAUGAGCGCAGCGGCAGCUUCCAGUGCGCGUAUGAGCCGGGCCUUGCAGCACGAACGCGAACAGAAGAUGCGGCUACAAGAGGUGGUGGAACAACUGGCGCGGCAACACGACAAUCUGGAGAAAACCGUCACCGCUAGAAGCACGCCGCACUCAGGCGGGAAUGGUUCGGGGCAAGGAAACGAAACAGAGGAUGAGGAACAUGAGUUCUUUGACGCCAUGGAAGAAGGAGUCUCCUCUGCUAUGGAGGACAAGACUUCAUUCGUAAUUAAAGUGCCUGUAAAUAGAAAAAAUAAAGUGAAAAGCGGCGAAAGUUCAGAUGAGUCAGAAGGUGAAACUGUGACUGAAACUCAACAGGUGAUAUUCGUGGAAGAUAAGGAAAGGGCAGAAAGCGCGAUGGGCGGAGCCGAGACAGCCACGGCUAGCAAGCUAACUGACAACAAAGAGAAACAGGAAAUUAUGAUAUGGCCUCACGCGUCGGAAGCCACGAGUAUGGUGGACGGGCACCCGCGGCGGACGCGUGUCCCCGACAAGCCCAACUACCCGCUCUCACUCUGGUCCAUUAUGAAGAACUGCAUUGGUAAAGAGUUGUCGAAGAUCCCGAUCCCGGUGAACUUCAGCGAGCCGCUGUCCAUGCUGCAGCGGCUCACGGAGGACUACGAGUACUCCGCCAUCCUCGACCAGGCGGCGCAGUUCUCCGACCCCGCGCAGCAGCUGGCCUACGUGGCCGCCUUCACCGUCUCCUCCUACGCCACAACGGCCUGCAGAACAACGAAACCAUUCAAUCCACUGCUGGGCGAGACAUACGAGUGUGACCGCAUGGCUGACCUCGGCUGGCGAGCCAUCUCUGAACAGGUGUCGCACCACCCGCCGAUGGUGGCGCAGUUCUGCGAGGGCGCGGCGGGCUGGCAGUGCUGGCAGGAGUUCACCAUGACCACCAAGUUCCGCGGCAAGUACCUGCAGGUCAUCCCGCUGGGCGGCGCCUUCGCGGCCUUCCCCUCCUCCGGCAACAAGUACACCUGGAGGAAGGUGACGACGACAGUGCAUAACAUCAUCGUGGGCAAGCUGUGGGUGGACAACCACGGCGACAUGGACAUAACGGGCGAGGCGGGCCCGGCCGCCGGCUACGUGGCGCACCUCAAGUACCUGCCCUACGGCUACUUCAGCAAGGACACGCAGCGCAAGGUCACCGGCGUCAUCAAGGACCCGCAGGGCGUGCCGCGGUACGUGCUGCAGGGGCACUGGGACAGCCGCGUGGAGGUGGCGGCCGUGACGUCCGCGUCGCCCGACAACACCGUGUGCAAGACCGGCAAGUUCGUGCUCGCCUGGCAGCGCGUGCCCGCGCCGCCCGACUCCGACAAGUGGUACAAUUUCACGCUGCUGGCGGCGCAGCUCAACGAGCCGGAGCCGGGCGUGGCGCCCACGGACUCGCGGCUGCGGCCUGACCAGCGCCUCAUGGAGGAGGGGCUGUGGGACGAGGCCAACGCCGAGAAGCUGCGCCUUGAGGAGAAGCAGCGCGCCGCACGCCGCGGCCUCGAGGCGGCGGCCGAAGACGCGGCGGCGCGCGGCGUGGCGCCGCCCGCGCCCCCCGCGCCGCUGUGGUUCACGCGCCAGGCGGCGCCCGGCCAGCCGCACCUGCGGCACCUCUACAGCCACCGCUACUGGGACGCCAAGCGCGACCAGGACUGGGCCGCCUGCCCCGACAUCUUCUAGCGCCGUGCGGACGAGUGCCCACGCGGUGUGGAAGUUUCUGAUACAAAACGACUUUAUAUUAUGUAGGUAUGCAGUGCAAUAAAACAGUUUUGUUUAUGAUUCAAAUCGAAGCCGAUAUAUAGCUAUGGACAGCUACUGUGAUUUUACAUGACUAUUUAUAUAAUAAUAACUACACAAGUCUUGUGCUGAAAUAUUUUCCUAUUUGUCAACUGUUGAGUUUACGUCGACUAUGUAUUAUAUUAAACGAACUUACCGUUCCGCUCACUAAGCACUGAAGCUAAAUCGAUAAAAUAUAUGAGUCACCAUUGCCCUUCGCUAAGUUUUAGAUGCGUAACCGCCGCGCGAUUCCUCGCGGCGUCGAUCUAAAACAUCAAUUUUAGCUUAUUCCUAAGAAGCGAAGGAAGGAACCUUAUUCAGUUUUAUUUUUUUGAAGUGUUAAAUCAAAAGUCGAAAAUGGUUGAACUUGAGUGACGGUGUGUGUGAGUUAAGUUAUUAUUGAGUCUCAUAAACUUGUACAUACUAAUCGUUAACACUAUGCGAAAUAAUGUAUGUUUUUAUUCACUUUGAAUUAUUUUAACGCUCAUUCCAUUUACUUUGUAUAUUCUAUCAUCUGGUUUCUGUAUAUUUUCUGCUGAAUAUGUAGAGGUUGUAUUUAAUAUAUAUUUAAAUGUGUUGAAAUAUGCGGAGAGCAUAAGGAAAUUUGAUUUUGGUUAUAAGACAACACAAUCCUACGGAAUCGAUGGCGCCAAAUCGCGGCACCAUUUUUUAUCAGCUUUAACAUAGCGUUCUUUACUUUGACAAUAGAAUUGAAUCAAGUUGAAUUGCUUUGCCAAAGUAAAUAAGUCUGAUAUUGAGAACGCUGCUCUACUUCUACUCUGUGAAUGUGCGUUGCGCUUAAGUUUUACACGGUAAAACUCGAGUCACAUAAUUUAGACAAAUUGUAAAACGCAAUGUAUAUAGUAUUUUUGACAAUGACGAACGAUGAGACAAAACCCCUUUU